AUGGCCGCCCCAGCCAGCCUUCCUCCCCACAGGCCAGACAAAGAGUACUCUUUUCUUGAAGCUCUCAACAUCGGGCCUACAAGCGAGCUGUCCCUCGUAUCCCAAGAGAAGCUUGGCCUUUCACCAACUCCCAAAUCUCCUGCUAAGACCGUGAGGUCACCACCUCUACCUCCUUUGCCCUCUCAUCCCACCCCCAGUCCCGUCGGGCCGGACUUCAACGUUACCACACCGACCAAAUCUGAGUUUGCCAGCCCUAAGCAAAAUCUGGCGACCCCUCGGCCAACCGGGCAUCACUCUUUGUUCCCCCACACCAAUACUUACGGCAAGAACGUCGACGAAGUCAAAGGCGCCAACACCAGCAAAGGCGACAGCACCAGCAAAGGCGCAAGUACCAGUAACGGCGUUAAGCCUGUCACUGAGGCCGCUGCCAUGGCUCCUUCCAUCAAGGCUCAGGCGCAAUGCCUUGAGUCCUGCACCAAAGUCACCAAGGCCGGUGACCGAAUUUCUGUUCGAAUGCUCGAGUACCUCACAUCGAUUAAGCAGACUCACAUGCCCCAUGGGCUCGACGAUCUCGCCCACGGCUUCCUUUCGACAUGCCAAGUUCUUCUAACCAUCGAGGCUGGCCUGGAAGAAUGCACCCGUGUCCACCAAUUCUUUCCCGGAGAGCUCCUUGCAGAGUUGGACAAGAAGUUCCGUGUGUGCUUCGCUGAUUUCCAGGUCUUGGAGAACAUGCUCUCGAGAGUCCUCGAGUCGGAACGUAAGAGUCACGGCGCGAUGGGCAAGAUGAAGCGUGGAUUGAGAAACCUGUUUGGAGAUACAGAUUUCAGCAAGAUUUCCUCGGCGCUUGAGCAAACGAGAGAGAGCCUGAGGGUCAGCGCUCUGAUGUUCCAGUGGAGUCUAGGAGAUGAUAAGAUCGAGAGCGGAGCUGGUAUUGGCUACACUGGUCUUGCAGCCGCGUUGGAUAGACUGGACCAGAAGAGAUCGAGCACUCGCUCAAGAUCUGAGACGAAUAGCUCGCACCAUAACCUGCCUGCUCUUCGUCAACAAGAGCAGCCUCCGCUGCCUCCGAUUCCUGCCUUGCAGUGGGCUGAGCGUUCAACCUCCCUCCAGAAUGAUACCAUGAUGUCCUCCGACAUUCGAUCACCAAUCAGUGAUUUGCGCCAGUGGAGCGCCACGGCUAGUUCCGUUCACUCUGGCGACCGCCAUAACCACCAAGCCGCCUUUGAUCGCCUCAGUUCUUUCGACGAGACGAUGUCGCACCAUACUGGAAGCGACUCGGCUGUCAAUGAUGCUAUAAACGAGGAACUUGCUGCCCUCGACUUGGGCUCAGACAAGGUCGUCCGGUUAAAGACCGACCCUUUCACGAUGCCUCGAUGGAAUCCUCGUGCUAGCACAGGAAGCACGGAUGGGGCCACGCUGAAGAGUGCCCUCGCCUCCGCAAUCCGUGCCAGGAACCACAAGCUCGUCGAGCAGCUCCUGGAUAGAGGUGCUCCCGCCAACAGUUCUGAUAUUCACGCCCUUAUCGAAGCUGUUAAGGUGCAGGAUGUCGAAAGCGUUCGCCUGCUUCUCCUAUUCGGAGCAGACCCCAAUGAAACCGACCGAGAGGGUAUGACUCCUCUGGCUCUCGCUGUUGAGAAGACACUGCUGGGCGCCGCCGUGACUCUGCUCAAGUACGGAGCGGACCCUAACAUGAAGGCUGGCAUGGAUCAGGACAGCCCCGUCGCUCGUGCGAUCCAGAGCAACAAAGUCAGCCUUGCUCAUUUGCUACUAAUGUACGGUGGCGAUGUCACCCAAUUAAACUCGGAGGGCAACACAAUGCUGAUAAGCGCGGUCAACAAGAAGACGCCUCGCCAAUUCAUCGCACUCCUCUUGGGAUACGGGGCAAACCCUAACGAGAAGAGCCGAGAGGGGAAGACGGUGCUCUUCGAGGCCAUUACAAGCGCUCGCGACGACAUCGUCUCUUGUCUCCUGGAGAAUGAGGCUAAUCCCAACCUCCCAGGUCCCAAGCACAUGUUGUGGCCUGCCACUUACCAGUCUCCUUGCCUCCAACUGUUGUUGAAACAUGGCGCUGAUUACAAAAAGGCUCCUGGUAUUAUGGAGCUCGCAGCUAGUGUCAAUAACAUCGAGUCGGUUCGCAUCCUGCUCAAGGCCGGGGUUGACCCCAACGCAAAGAAGGAUGGGACCUAUACUCCUCUCUGUACUUCUAUCCGAGACAACCGUCCCGAUAUCUUCCACCUGCUUCUAAAUAACGGUGCAGACCCCAACACGCCAGCACUUGAAUACCCCUGCUUCAAGUGCAUUACGCACAAUCGGCUUCAAUUCUUGCCGGCCUUGGUUGCGGCAGGCGGAAACCUGAACAGCCCGAAGGGUAUCUUGGAGACCGCCGUUGCUCAAAAUUACAUGGAAGCUGUUCUUUGGCUUUUGGACCAGGGCUUGGACCCCAAUGAGCGAAACUCCAAGGGCCAUUCGCCCCUGACAACGGCUAUUCGCGACAACCGUGUUGAGCUCGUCGAUCUCUUGAUAAUGCGUGGCGCUGACCCCAAUAAGCGCGGCGAGGACUGGCCAGUCUGCAUGGCUGUCCGAAACCCACCUAUUUUAAAGCGCAUUCUUAACGUCCUGGCUGAGCCCCGCGCUUUCAAGGGUGUUAUUGAGCGGGCCGUAGCUGCCGACCAGCUAGAGUCAGUCAAGCUACUCCUUGCUGCCGGCGUUUCAGUUGAAGAUAAGAAUGGUGGUGUCUUCUCUCCUCUUACCACUGCUUUGCGCGAAAACCAUCGAGACAUUGUCAGAUUUCUUGUUGACCCCAAUGGCGGUGGUGCCGAUGUCAAUGCCCCUGGUGAACAUCUGCCUGUUGUCAAGGCUCUUCGACGAUUCCAUGGCGAGGAUUCGGUGAUGCUUGAAGUACUGUUGGAGCAUGGUGCUGACCCCAACAAGAUGUACCGCGGAUGGAACGGUAUCUUCCAGGCCGUCGAGAAUGGCGAGUUGGAGGUGCUCCAGAUCUUGAAGGACAAGGGAGGAGGCUUUGACCUCGACGCCAAGGACGAGAUGGGCCGCACCGCCAUUGAGAUGGCAAGCCAGCGAGGAUGGGAUGAGGGAGUGCAGAUACUCCGCGAAGGACGACGGAAGCAGUAG
Messenger RNA from Clonostachys rhizophaga, 3129 nucleotides. The record is from the annotation of a GenBank genome assembly. Lineage: Eukaryota; Fungi; Ascomycota; Sordariomycetes; Hypocreales; Bionectriaceae.